AUGGGGCAGUGGCCGCAGUUACACGACUAUUCUCAGACCCAGAUCCCCAGUCCACUCACCGAUGACAUGGAGAGACAGAGGAGAGAAAAGGCAGCAGAGAAGAAGAGGGAGAAGAAGAAACAGGCAAAGAAGAAGAAGAGCGAGGAGAAGGUGAGGGAGGAAGAGGCGGUGGUUGCUAGGAGACAGGGGGAGACUGUGCAGGGCCUGAGUGAGAGAGAGAAGAGGGCCCUGGCUGCCGAGAGGAGACUGGCUGCACAUAACUCCGCUGACAGCUCAGUUCAGAGGGCUGGUGUGUGUAGCUGUUGUGGGCGUGGUAUAGCAGGUCUGGUUCCAUUCCACAGACUCCAGUACCACUACUGCUCCAUGCCUUGUCGAGCGACAGCCGUGGCUGCGGCCAGCCAGCGUCAGGAGUACGUGCAGCCAGAACAAACACAGCAGGUUUCGGAAAAUCAUCUGAUGCCGUCCUCGCUCCGCCACGUCCCAGACUGGUUCCAGCUGGCCCCGUUCCAGUACAACCUGAGGUUCAUGAUUGCAUUCCUUCCAGGGGCCCUCCUGGUUGCCACGGUCACCGGGAAACUGAUGAUUGGUGCCGUGGUACUUGGUGUGGUGCUGUCUCUCCUCUUGCGUUCCACGGAGCAGAAAUUUAUUGGGAUGGUGGUCAGUAUAGGACACGUCUUUCUCCUGGCAGUCCUCAAUGUGUACUGCAUGGCUCCUCUCGUCUGGCAGUCCGCUCUGAACAUUCCCCUCUUCUUCCUCGUCCACUCAUUCAUCGCUACCUCUGGGUUGUGGUGGUUGAUGCAGGAUCCAGAGUUAGUCAGACAAGACCCAAGAUUCAUCCUUCUGGUGGAGAGGAUGCUGUUUGCCACGUACCCUGGAGUCUCCAUCGUCAUGGUUACGUGGGUGUGUGCCAUGUUGUUUGGAGUUACGUACAUUCCGGUCUCUGUUGCGGUUGCUGGGGUGGCGUCUCUAAGUCUCUUUUUGUCUCCGCUCAAGUCUUCCUUUGCCAGACCAAACACUCCUACCAACACUGGAGUGAUCCAGCACUGGUCUGUGGCUCUAGUGUACAUAUCUCUGGAGCUGACCGUUCCUUGUCUCAUCCACUUCACACUCCUCCACGACAGCUCUCUCUUCAGCUGGCUGUGUCUCGGUCUUCUAGUUGUGACUCCGGUAUUCCUCCUGACGCUGCUAGAGGCCCAGAGACUUCUCUCCUUCCUGCACGUGGGGCCGACAGCUGUGCUGGUCCUGAGGUGUGCCACUGGUGCAGUGGUAAUGUGUCUGCUGUCUGUGAUGGUAUGGGAGUCCUCGUCCCUCCUCCCUCUCCUCCUCAUCCCGCUCUCCUUCACCGCCCUGGCCCUCGUCUCCUCUCUUGACUCCACCCCCUCCCCCACCACACUCACUCUGGCUCUGGCCACUGCAUUCUUCUCCUCUGCCACCUUUGCCUUCCUACCAUGGUCCAUCUCCCACACCUUCUCGCUUCUCUCUCUACCACUGAGCCUCGUACAGCUGCUGAUAUGGUGCAUCACCGUGGCAACCGUUGCUAUGGUUACAUUUCACAAGCGGGUCACUCCUGUCGUCUGGAUUCCCUUCAACAUCGUGUUUGUGGUACUGGAGUAUGUGUUGAGUUAUGAUGGAGCUUACUCUCAUCUUCUUGCCCUGACCACUGCCUCCCUCGCUGCUCUUCUCUUCUGGAGGCUGCAUGUGGCAGGGUACAUGUCUCCCGACAUUUGCCUCCUCCUCUCUAGUCUCCACCUCACCAAGUUAUCGCUCCUCCUACCCUCCUUCCCACCCUCUUCCCCCUCCUCCCCCCUCACCACCUGCGUCGCCCUCUUCCUCCUCUCCUUCCUCGUCCUCAGACUCUCUCUCUACCUUCCCCUCCUCCCCCAUCUCUCCCGGCCAGCUGCUUAUCUUCUGUGGGACAAUGGUCAGUGGUCUCCUGCUGGAGUUGACUCUCUCUUAUCUCCUCUCUGGCUCUCCUUCACCCACCAACCUCCUUCCUCUGCUUCUCUCAUUGCCACCAUAGCAGCGGUGACAGCAGUCUACAUGAAUCAUGGUCUGGACUACAUCAGGGGACAACUCUUGUCUUGGGCCGUUCUCGGAGCAACUGUUCUCGUCGUGGUUGCCAUGGUAACAAACGUUCUUGUUCCCGUGGCUACAACUGUUCUAGGUGGAACACUCGGUGCCAUGGCAACCAGAAUGCUACUUGUGGCCACGCCCCCAGUCUCCCUGGGGGGUCUGCUGUACGUGAUGAUAGGCGGAGUCACUGGGUGUCUCCUCGGACGAGCUUAUACCACACCCACCACCCGACAGGGGCGGAGCUUUCUUGACCACACCCUGUUUUUCGUUUUGGUGAUAAUGACAGGGGCUGGCUUUAUUGGGGAGUAUAUUACUGCCCCUCAUAUCUACAUGCCCAGGAGCAGUUGGUUUGACAGUGUCUCUGUUCCAUGUUCCAGACUGGGAAUGGCUGUGUUUGGCAGCAUUGCACUCACCUUCAGAGUUAAAAUGAGUCAGUGUGGAGAGCAGCCGUAUGUCUCCAUGGCAGCCAACACCAGCUGUCUCCUCUUCUUCCUCUUUGCUCUGCUCAACCCACUCCAUGUGCAGUAUGAGAUAUCGGUUGUUCUGGUGUCUCUGGUUUUCCUACUCCUCCAGCCAGACGGCUGGCUCCUCCCCAGAACCUCCUCCAUCUUCCUGGCUCCUUCCCUCGUGGCAGCCAGUCUACUCCUCUACUUCUUGGCUGGUUCUCGCAUCAUUCCCAAGACCGUCUCAGCCUUGAGCAAAGGAUCUUCAAUCUUCCUCGCCACUCGUGUGCUGGAGCUGCUCUGCCUGGUUGGCUCGCUCCCCGGUCAGUGUGUGUUCCAGUACUACCUCUGGACCGGUCGCAGCCUCCAUCUCUCCGUUCCUCGUCUUGUCCUCUUCAUCCUCCCCAAUGCCUUCCUGCCCCAGUUCGGAGGUGGCCCCUCCUCCACCAUACUGGGCAUAAUGGGGGUCCUCAGCUUCUGCCUCAUCAUGUUGGGGGACUAUUCCAGUCUUAAACUGGGCUCCUAGCUUAACGACAAUUAAUUAACUCUUGUGGUGUUUGUAAUUUUAUGAAAAAUCGUUCUCGUUGU
Messenger RNA from Geodia barretti, 3104 nucleotides. The record is from the annotation of a GenBank genome assembly. Lineage: Eukaryota; Metazoa; Porifera; Demospongiae; Tetractinellida; Geodiidae.